This is a messenger RNA of Closterium sp. NIES-65, 11078 nucleotides long. The record is from the annotation of a GenBank genome assembly. Lineage: Eukaryota; Viridiplantae; Streptophyta; Zygnematophyceae; Desmidiales; Closteriaceae.
AUGGAAAGCGGGAGAUGGGGCUGGGGUUAUGGGAAGCGGAGAAUUGGGCGGGGUGAUGGAAGGAGGGAGAAUGGGGCGGGGUGCUUCCAUCACCCCGCCCCAUUUUCGCGCUUUCCAUCACCCCGCCCCAUUCUCCCGCUUUCCACCACCCCGCCCCGUUCUCCCAUUUUCCAUCACCCCGCCCCGUUCUCCCGCUUUCCAUCACCUCGCCCCGUUCUCCCGCUUUCCAUCACCCCGCCCCGUUCUCUCGCUUUCCAUCACCCCGCCCCAUUCUCCCCCUUUCCAUCACCCCGCCCCAGUCUCCGCUCUCAAUCACCCCGCCCCAUUCUCCCGUUUUCCAUCAACCCUCCCCAUUCUCCCUCUUUCCAUCACCCCACCCCAUUCUCCCUCUUUCCAUCACCCCGCCCCAUUCUCCCGCUUUCCAUCACCCCGCUCCAUUUUCCCGCUUUCCAUCACCCCGCCCGAUUCUCCCUCUUUCCAUCACCCCUCCCCAUUCUCCCUCUUUCCAUCACCCCGCCCCAUUCACCCUCUUUCCAUCACCCCGCCCUAUUCUCCCUCUUUCCAUCACCCUGCCCCAUUCCCCCUCUUUCCAUCACCCUGCCCUAUUCUCCCUGUUUCCAUCACCCCGCCCCAUUCUCCCUGUUUCCAUCACCCCGCCCCAUUCUCCCACUUUCCAUCACCGUGCCCCAUUCUCCCACUUUCCAUCACCCCGCCCCAUUCUCCCGCUUUCCAUCACCCCGCCCCGUUUUCCCGCUUUCCAUCACCCCGCCCCGUUCUCCUGCUUUCCAUCACCCCGCCCCAUUCUCCCGCUUUCAUCACCCCGCCCCGUUCUCCCAUCCAUCACCCCGCCCCGUUCUCCCGCUUUCCAUCACCCCGCCCCAUUCUCCAUCGUUUCAUCACCCCGCCCCGUUCUCCCGUUUUCCAUCACCCCGCCCCAUUCUACCCCUUUCCAUCACCCCGCCCCGUUCUCCCGCUCUCAAUCACCCCGCCUCGUUCUCCCCCUUUCCAUCACCCCUCCCCAGUCUCCCUCUUUCCACCACCCCGCCCCGUUCUCCCUCUUUCCAUCACCCCGCCCCAUUCUCUAGCUUUCCAUCACCCCGCCCCAUUCUACCGCUUUCCAUCACCCCGCUCCAUUCUCCCGCUUUCCAUCACCCCGCCCAAUUCUCCCUCUUUCCAUCACCCCUCUCCAUUCUCCCUCUUUCCAUCACCCCGCCCCAUUUUAACGCUUUCCAUCACCCCGCCCCAUUCUCCCUCUUUCCAUCACCCCACCCCAUUCUCCCGCUUUCCAUCACCCCGCUCCAUUCUCCCUGUUUCCAUCACCCCUCCCCAUUCUCCCUCUCCAUAACCCCGCCCCAUUCUCCCGCUUUCCAUCACCCCGCCCCAUUCUCCCGCUUUCCAUCACCCCACCCCAUUCUCCCGCUUUCCAUCACCCCGCCCCAUUCUCCCGCUUUCCAUCACCUCGCCACAUUCUCUCGCUUUCCAUCACCCCGCCCCAUUCUCCCGCUUUCCAUCACCCCGCCCCCUUUCAAUCACCCCGCCCCAUUCUCCCGCUUUCCAUCACCGCGCCUGUUCUCCGGCUUUCAAUCACCCCGCCCCAUUCUCCCGCUUUCCAUCACCCCGCCCCAUUCUCCAUCCUUCCAUCACCCCGCCCCAUUUUCCCGCUUUCCAUCACCCCGCCCCAUUCUCCCUCUUUCCAUCACCCCGCCCCAUUCUCCCGCUUUCCAUCACCCCGCCCCAUUCUCCCGCUUUCCAUCACCCCGCUCCAUUCUCCCGCUUUCCAUCACCCCUCAACAUUCUCCCUCUUUCCAUCACCCUGCCCCAUUCUCCCGCUUUCCAUCACCCGCCCCAUUCUCCCUCUUUCCAUCACCCCUCCCCAUUCUACUACUUUCCAUCACCCCGUCCCAUUCUCCCGCUUUCCAUCACCCCGCCAUUCUCCCGCUUUCCAUCACCCCGCCCCAUUCUCCCCAAUCCAUCACCCGCCCCAUUCUCCCUCUUUCCAUCACCCCGCCCCAUUCUCCCCCAAUCCAUCACCCCGCCCCAUUUCCACUCUUCCCAUUACCCCGUCCCAUUCUCCCGCUUUCCAUCACCCCGCCCCAUUCUCCCGCUUUCCAUCACCCCGCUCCAUUCUCCCGCUUUCCAUCACCCCGCCCCAUUCUCCCGCUUUCCAUCACCCCGCCCCAUUCUCCCGCUUUCCAUCACCCCGCCCCAUUCUCCCGCUUUCCAUCACCGCGCCCCAUUCUCCCGCUUUCCAUCACCCCGCCCCAUUCUCCCGCUUUCCAUCACCCCGCCCCAUUCUCCCUCUUUCCAUCACCCCGCCCCAUUCUCCCGCUUUCCAUCACCCUGCCCCAUUUUCACUCUUUCCAUCACCCCGCUCCAUUCUCCCGCUUUCCAUCACCCCGCCCAAUUCUCCCUCUUUCCAUCACCCCUCCCCAUUCUCUUUUCCAUCACCCCGCCCCAUUCUCCCGCUUUCCAUCACCCCGCCCCAUUCUCCCUCUUUCCAUCACCCGGCCCCAUUCUCCCUCUUUCCAUCACCCCGCCCCAUUCUCCCGCUUUCCAUCACCCCGCCCGCUUCAUUCUCCCGCUUUCCAACACACUGCUCCAUUCUCCCGCUUUCCAUCACCCCACCCCAUUCUCACUCUUUCCAUCACCCCUCCCAAUUCUCCCUCUUUCCAUCACUCCGACCCAUUCUCCUGCUUUCUAUCACCCCGCCCCAUUCUCCCUCUUUCCAUCACCCCGCCCCAUUCUCCCGCCUUCCAUCACCCCGCCCCAUUCUCCAUCUUUCCAUCACCCUGCCCAAUUCUCCCCCUUUCCAUCAUCCCGCCCCAUUCUCCCGCCUUCCAUCACCCCGCCCCAUUCUCCCUCUUUCCAUCACCCCGCCCCAUUCUCCCGCUUUCCAUCACCCCGCCCCAUUUUCCCUAUUUCCAUCACCCCGCCCCAUUCUCCCGCUUUCCUACACCCCGCCCCAUUCUCCCGCUUUCCAUCACCCCGCCCUAUUCUCCCGCUUUCCAUCACCCCGCCCCAUUCUCCCGCUUUCCAUCACCCAGCCCCAUUCUCCCUCUUUCCAUCACCCCGCCCCAUUCUCCCGCAUUUCAUCACCCCGCCCCAUUUUCCCUCAUUCCAUCACCCCGCUCCAUUCUCCCGCUUUCCAUCACCCCGCCCAAUUCUCCCUCUUUCCAUCACCCCUCCCCAUUCUCCCUCUUUCCAUCACCCCGCCCCAUUCUCCCGCUUUCCAUCACCCCGCCCCAUUCUCCCUCUUUCAAUCACCCCGCCCCAUUCUCCCUCUUUCCAUCACCCCGCCCCAUUCUCCUGCUUUCCAUCACCCCGCCCCAUUCUCCCUCUUUCCAUCACCCCGCCCCAUUCUCCCGCUUUCCAUCACCCCGCCCCAUUCUCCCUCUUUCCAUCAUCCCGCUCCAUUCUCCCGCUUUCCAUCACCCCGCCCAAUUCUCCCUCUUUCCAUCACCCCUCCUCAUUCUUCCUCUUUCCAUCACCCCGCCCCAUUCUCCCGCUUUCCACCACCCUGCUUUCCAUCACCCCGCCCAAUUCUCCCGCUUUCCAUCACCACGCCCCAUUUUCCCUCUUUCCAUCACCCCGCCCCAUUCUCCCACUUUCCAUCACCCCGCCCCAUUCUCCCGCUUGCCAUCACCCCGCCCAAUUCUCCCUCUUUCUAUCACCCCUCUCCAUUCUCCCUCUUUCCAUCACCCCACCCCAUUCUCCCGCUUUCCAUCACCCCGCCCAAUUCUCCCUCUUUCCAUCACCCCUCCCCAUUCUCCCUCUUUCCAUCACCCCGCCCCAUUCUCCCGCUUUCCAUCACCCCGCCCCAUUCUCCCUCUUUCAAUCACCCCGCCCCAUUCUCCCUCUUUCCAUCACCCCGCCCCAUUCUCCUGCUUUCCAUCACCCCGCCCAUUCUCCCUCUUUCCAUCACCCCGCCCCAUUCUCCCGCUUUCCAUCACCCCGCCCCAUUCUCCCUCUUUCCAUCACCCCGCUCCAUUCUCCCGCUUUCCAUCACCCCGCCCAAUUCUCCCUCUUUCCAUCACCCCUCCUCAUUCUUCCUCUUUCCAUCACCCCGCCCCAUUCUCCCGCUUUCCACCACCCCGCUUUCCAUCACCCCGCCCAAUUCUCCCGCUUUCCAUCACCACGCCCCAUUUUCCCUCUUUCCAUCACCCCGCCAUUCUCCCGCUUUCCAUCACCCCGCCCCAUUCUCCCCAAUCCAUCACCCCGCCCCAUUCUCCCUCUUUCCAUCACCCCGCCCCAUUCUCCCCCAAUCCAUCACCCCGCCCCAUUUCCACUCUUCCCAUUACCCCGUCCCAUUCUCCCGCUUUCCAUCACCCCGCCCCAUUCUCCCGCUUUCCAUCACCCCGCUCCAUUCUCCCGCUUUCCAUCACCCCGCCCCAUUCUCCCGCUUUCCAUCACCCCGCCCCAUUCUCCCGCUUUCCAUCACCGCGCCCCAUUCUCCCGCUUUCCAUCACCCCGCCCCAUUCUCCCGCUUUCCAUCACCCCGCCCCAUUCUCCCUCUUUCCAUCACCCCGCCCCAUUCUCCCGCUUUCCAUCACCCUGCCCCAUUUUCACUCUUUCCAUCACCCCGCUCCAUUCUCCCGCUUUCCAUCACCCCGCCCAAUUCUCCCUCUUUCCAUCACCCCUCCCCAUUCUCUUUUCCAUCACCCCGCCCCAUUCUCCCGCUUUCCAUCACCCCGCCCCAUUCUCCCUCUUUCCAUCACCCGGCCCCAUUCUCCCUCUUUCCAUCACCCGCCCCAUUCUCCCGCUUUCCAUCACCCCGCCCGCUUCAUUCUCCCGCUUUCCAACACACUGCUCCAUUCUCCCGCUUUCCAUCACCCCACCCCAUUCUCACUCUUUCCAUCACCCCUCCCAAUUCUCCCUCUUUCCAUCACUCCGACCCAUUCUCCUGCUUUCUAUCACCCCGCCCCAUUCUCCCUCUUUCCAUCACCCCGCCCCAUUCUCCCGCCUUCCAUCACCCCGCCCCAUUCUCCAUCUUUCCAUCACCCUGCCCAAUUCUCCCCCUUUCCAUCAUCCCGCCCCAUUCUCCCGCCUUCCAUCACCCCGCCCCAUUCUCCCUCUUUCCAUCACCCCGCCCCAUUCUCCCGCUUUCCAUCACCCCGCCCCAUUUUCCCUAUUUCCAUCACCCCGCCCCAUUCUCCCGCUUUCCUACACCCCGCCCCAUUCUCCCGCUUUCCAUCACCCCGCCCUAUUCUCCCGCUUUCCAUCACCCCGCCCCAUUCUCCCGCUUUCCAUCACCCAGCCCCAUUCUCCCUCUUUCCAUCACCCCGCCCCAUUCUCCCGCAUUUCAUCACCCCGCCCCAUUUUCCCUCAUUCCAUCACCCCGCUCCAUUCUCCCGCUUUCCAUCACCCCGCCCAAUUCUCCCUCUUUCCAUCACCCCUCCCCAUUCUCCCUCUUUCCAUCACCCCGCCCCAUUCUCCCGCUUUCCAUCACCCCGCCCCAUUCUCCCUCUUUCAAUCACCCCGCCCCAUUCUCCCUCUUUCCAUCACCCCGCCCCAUUCUCCUGCUUUCCAUCACCCCGCCCCAUUCUCCCUCUUUCCAUCACCCCGCCCCAUUCUCCCGCUUUCCAUCACCCCGCCCCAUUCUCCCUCUUUCCAUCAUCCCGCUCCAUUCUCCCGCUUUCCAUCACCCCGCCCAAUUCUCCCUCUUUCCAUCACCCCUCCUCAUUCUUCCUCUUUCCAUCACCCCGCCCCAUUCUCCCGCUUUCCACCACCCUGCUUUCCAUCACCCCGCCCAAUUCUCCCGCUUUCCAUCACCACGCCCCAUUUUCCCUCUUUCCAUCACCCCGCCCCAUUCUCCCACUUUCCAUCACCCCGCCCCAUUCUCCCGCUUGCCAUCACCCCGCCCAAUUCUCCCUCUUUCUAUCACCCCUCUCCAUUCUCCCUCUUUCCAUCACCCCACCCCAUUCUCCCGCUUUCCAUCACCCCGCCCAAUUCUCCCUCUUUCCAUCACCCUCCCCAUUCUCCCUCUUUCCAUCACCCCGCCCCAUUCUCCCGCUUUCCAUCACCCCGCCCAUUCUCCCUCUUUCAAUCACCCCGCCCCAUUCUCCCUCUUUCCAUCACCCCGCCCCAUUCUCCUGCUUUCCAUCACCCCGCCCCAUUCUCCCUCUUUCCAUCACCCCGCCCCAUUCUCCCGCUUUCCAUCACCCCGCCCCAUUCUCCCUCUUUCCAUCACCCCGCUCCAUUCUCCCGCUUUCCAUCACCCGCCCAAUUCUCCCUCUUUCCAUCACCCUCCUCAUUCUUCCUCUUUCCAUCACCCCGCCCAUUCUCCCGCUUUCCACCACCCCGCUUUCCAUCACCCCGCCCAAUUCUCCCGCUUUCCAUACCACGCCCCAUUUUCCCUCUUUCCAUCACCCCGCCCCAUUCUCCCACUUUCCAUCACCCCGCCCCAUUCUCUCGCUUUCGAUCACCCCGCUCCAAUCUCCCGCUUGCCAUCACCCCCGCCCAAUUCUCCCUCUUUCUAUCACCCCUCUCCAUUCUCCCUCUUUCCAUCAUCCCGCCCCAUUCUCCCGCUUUCAAUCACCCCGCCCCAUUCUCCCUCUUUCCAUCACCCCGCCCCAUUCUCCCGCUUUCCAUCACCCCGCCCCAUUCUCCUCUAUUUUAUCAGCCCGCCCCAUUCUCCCGCUUUCAAUCACCCCGCCCCAUUCUCCCGCUUUCCAUCACCCCGCCCCAUUCUCCCGCUUUCCAUCACCCCGCCCCUUUCUCCCGCUUUCCAUCACCCCGCCCCAUUCUCCCGCUUUCCAUCACCCCGCCCCAUUCUCCCUCUUUCCAUCACCCCGCCCCGUUCUCCCGCAUUCCAUCACCCCGCCCCGUUCUCCCGCUUUCCAUCACCCCGCCCCAUUCUCCCCCUUUCCAUCAGCCCGCCACAUUCUCCCACUUUCCAUCACCCCGCCCCAUUCUCCCUGUUUCCAUCACCCCGCCCCAUUCUCUCGCUUUCCAUCACCCCGCCCCAUUCUCCCUCUUUCCAUCACCCCGCCCCAUUCUCUCUCUUUCCAUCACCCUGCUCCAUUCUUCCGCUUUCUAUCAUCCCGCCCAAUUCUCCCUCUUUCAAUCACCCCGCCCCAUUCUCCCUCUUUCCAUCACCUUGCCCCAUUCUCCCGCUUUCCAUCACCCCGCCCCAUUCUCCCUCUUUCCAUCAGCCCGCCCCAUUCUCCCGCUUUCAAUCACCCCGCCCCAUUCUCCCGCUUUCCAUCAUCCCGCACCAUUCUCCCUCUUUUCAUCAACCCACCCCAUUCUCCCGCUUUCCAUCACCCCGCCCUAUUCUUCCGCUUUCCAUCAACCCCCUCAUUCUCCCGCUUUCCAUCACCCCGCCCCAUUCUCCCUCUUUCCAUCACCCCGCUCCAUUCUCCCGCUUUCCAUCACCCCGCCCAAUUCUCCCUCUUUCCAUCACCCCUCCUCAUUCUUCCUCUUUCCAUCACCCCGCCCCAUUCUCCCGCUUUCCACCACCCCGCUUUCCAUCACCCCGCCCAAUUCUCCCGCUUUCCAUCACCACGCCCCAUUUUCCCUCUUUCCAUCACCCCGCCCCAUUCUCCCACUUUCCAUCACCCCGCCCCAUUCUCUCGCUUUCGAUCACCCCGCUCCAAUCUCCCGCUUGCCAUCACCCCGCCCAAUUCUCCCUCUUUCUAUCACCCCUCUCCAUUCUCCCUCUUUCCAUCAUCCCGCCCCAUUCUCCCGCUUUCAAUCACCCCGCCCCAUUCUCCCUCUUUCCAUCACCCCGCCCCAUUCUCCCGCUUUCCAUCACCCCGCCCCAUUCUCCCUCUUUUUAUCAGCCCGCCCCAUUCUCCCGCUUUCAAUCACCCCGCCCCAUUCUCCCGCUUUCCAUCACCCCGCCCCAUUCUCCCGCUUUCCAUCACCCCGCCCCUUUCUCCCGCUUUCCAUCACCCCGCCCCAUUCUCCCGCUUUCCAUCACCCCGCCCCAUUCUCCCUCUUUCCAUCACCCCGCCCCGUUCUCCCGCUUUCCAUCACCCCGCCCCGUUCUCCCGCUUUCCAUCACCCCGCCCCAUUCUCCCCCUUUCCAUCAGCCCGCCACAUUCUCCCACUUUCCAUCACCCCGCCCCAUUCUCCCUGUUUCCAUCACCCCGCCCCAUUCUCUCGCUUUCCAUCACCCCCCCCAUUCUCCCUCUUUCCAUCACCCCGCCCCAUUCUCUCUCUUUCCAUCACCCUGCUCCAUUCUUCCGCUUUCUAUCAUCCCGCCCAAUUCUCCCUCUUUCAAUCACCCCGCCCCAUUCUCCCUCUUUCCAUCACCUUGCCCCAUUCUCCCGCUUUCCAUCACCCCGCCCCAUUCUCCCUCUUUCCAUCAGCCCGCCCCAUUCUCCCGCUUUCAAUCACCCCGCCCCAUUCUCCCGCUUUCCAUCAUCCCGCACCAUUCUCCCUCUUUUCAUCAACCCACCCCAUUCUCCCGCUUUCCAUCACCCCGCCCUAUUCUUCCGCUUUCCAUCAACCCGCCUCAUUCUCCCGCUUUCCAUCACCCCGCCCCAUUCUCCCUCUUUCCAUCACCCCGCUCCAUUCUCCCGCUUUCCAUCACCCCCAAUUCUCCCUCUUUCCAUCACCCCUCCUCAUUCUUCCUCUUUCCAUCACCCCGCCCCAUUCUCCCGCUUUCCACCACCCCGCUUUCCAUCACCCCGCCCAAUUCUCCCGCUUUCCAUCACCACGCCCCAUUUUCCCUCUUUCCAUCACCCCGCCCCAUUCUCCCCACUUUCCAUCACCCCGCCCCAUUCUCUCGCUUUCGAUCAACCCGCUCCAAUCUCCCGCUUGCCAUCACCCCGCCCAAUUCUCCCUCUUUCUAUCACCCCUCUCCAUUCUCCCUCUUUCCAUCAUCCUGCCCCAUUCUCCCGCUUUCAAUCACCCCGCCCCAUUCUCCUCUUUCCAUCACCCCGCCCCAUUCUCCCGCUUUCCAUCACCCCGCCCCAUUCUCCCUCUUUUUAUCAGCCCGCCCCAUUCUCCCGCUUUCAAUCACCCCGCCCCAUUCUCCCGCUUUCCAUCACCCCGCCCCUUCUCCCGCUUUCCAUCACCCCGCCCUUUCUCUCCCGCUUUCCAUCACCCCGCCCCAUUCUCCCCGCUUUCCAUCACCCCGCCCCAUUCUCCCUCUUUCCAUCACCCCGCCCCGUUCUCCCGCUUUCCAUCACCCCGCCCCGUUCUCCCGCUUCCAUCACCCCGCCCCAUUCUCCCCCUUUCCAUCAGCCCGCCACAUUCUCCCACUUUCCAUCACCCCGCCCCAUUCUCCCUGUUUCCAUCACCCCGCCCCAUUCUCUCGCUUUCCAUCACCCCGCCCAUUCUCCCUCUUUCCAUCACCCCGCCCCAUUUCUCUCUUUCCAUCACCCUGCUCCAUUCUUCCGCUUUCUAUCAUCCCGCCCAAUUCUCCCUCUUUCAAUCACCCCGCCCCAUUCUCCCUCUUUCCAUCACCUUGCCCCAUUCUCCCGCUUUCCAUCACCCCGCCCCAUUCUCCCUCUUUCCAUCAGCCCGCCCCAUUCUCCCGCUUUCAAUCACCCCGCCCCAUUCUCCCGCUUUCCAUCAUCCCGCACCAUUCUCCCUCUUUUCAUCAACCCACCCCAUUCUCCCGCUUUCCAUCACCCCGCCCUAUUCUUCCGCUUUCCAUCAACCCGCCUCAUUCUCCCGCUUUCCAUCACCCCCACCAUUCUCCCGCUUUCCAUCACCCCGCCCCAUUCUCCCGCUUUCCAUCACCCCCCCCUAUUCUCCCUCUUUCCAUCACCCUGCCCCAUUCUCCCGCUUUCCAUCACCCAGCCCCAUUCUCCUUCUUUCCAUCACCCCACCCAAUUCUCCCGCUUUCCAUCACCCCGCCCCAUUCUCCCUCUUUCCAUCACCCCGCCCCAUUCUCCCGCUUUCCACCACCCCGCUCCAUUCUCCCCUUUCCAUCACCCCGCCCCAUUCUCCCUUUUUCCAUCACCCCUCCCCAUUCUCCCUCUUUCCAUCACCCCGCCACAUUCUCCCGCUUUCCAUCACCCCGCCUCAUUCUCCCUCUUUCCAUCACCCCGCCCCAUUCUCCCGCUUUCCAUCACACCGCCCCAUUCUCCCUCUAUCCACAACCCCGCCCUAUUCUCCCUCUUUCCAUCACCCCGCCCCAUUCUCCCGCUUUCCAUCACCCCCCCCCAUUCUCUUGCUUUCCAUCACCCCUCCCCAUUCUCCUGCUUUCCAUCACCCCGCCCCAUUCUCCCGCUUUCCAUCACCCCCGCCCCAUUCUCCCUCUUUCCAUCACCCCGCCCUAUUCUCCCUCUUUCCAUCACCCCGCCCCAUUUUCCCGCUUUCCAUCACCCCGCCCCAUUCUCCCGCUUUCCAUCACCCCACCCCAUUCUCCCGCUUUCCAUCACCUCGCUCCAUUCUCCCGCUUUCCAUCACCCCGCCCAAUUCUCCCUCUUUCCAUCACCCCUCCCCAUUCUCCCUCUUUCCAUCACCCCUCCCCAUUCUCCCGCUUUCGAUCACCCCGCCCCAUUCUCCCGCUUUCCAUCACCCCGCCCCAUUCUCCCGCUUUCCAUCACCCCGCCCCAUUCUCCCGCUUUCCAUAACCCCGCCCCAUUCUUCCGCUUUCCAUCACCCCGCCCCAUUCACCCCGCCCCAUUCUCCCUCCUUCCAUCAACCCGCCCCAUUCUCCCGCUUUUCUUCACCCGCCCCAUUCUCCCUCUUUCCAUCACCCCGCCCCAUUCUUCCGCUUUUCAUCACCCUACCCCAUUCUCCCUCUUUCCAUCACCCCGCCCCAUUCCCCUCUUUCCAUCACCCCGCCCCACUCUCCCCCCUUUUCUUCACCCCGCCCCAUUCUUCCGCUUUCCAUCACCCCGCCCCAUUCUCCCGCUUUCCAUCACCCCGCCCAUUCUCCCGCUUUCCAUCACCCCGCCCCUUUCUCCCGCUUUCCAUCACCCCCCCAUUCUCCCGCUUCUUAUCACUCCGCCCCAUUCUCCCGCUUUCCAUCACCCCGCCCCAUUCUCAAGCUUUCCAUCACCCCGCCCCAUUCUCCCGCUUUCCAUCACCCCGCCCCAUUCUCCCGCUUUCCAUCACCCCGCCCCAUUCUCCCGCUUUCCAUCACCCCGCCCCAUUCUCCCGCUUUCCAUCACCCC